Molecule: messenger RNA, 3834 nt
Organism: Closterium sp. NIES-65
Lineage: Eukaryota; Viridiplantae; Streptophyta; Zygnematophyceae; Desmidiales; Closteriaceae
Source: the annotation of a GenBank genome assembly
AUGAUGGCUAGCGUCCCUCCCUUCGCCGUGCGUAGUACUCGUCUUUCCCACGCAGCGCUGCUGUGUCUCGUCAUCUCCAUCGCGCUCUCCGCGCCGUGCGCCGUGCGCGGCGCGCCGGGUCCCGCCGCGACGUCGAUAGCGGCGACACUGGCGAGCGCGGAGUCGCCGUCGCAGUCGUUCAACGUGUCGCUGCUCGUCCUCAACGCCACCGGGCUGCUCGCCAAGCUGCCCUCGCUCGCGCCGCUCACUCUCUUCGCGCCCACCGACGCCGCGUGGCGCGCCGCAUUCCACGCCCUCGCCCUGCCGUAUCUCAGCGGCUACAUUCCCUUCCCCGGCCCCGGCUUUGGAUUCGGCGGCGGCAGCGGCUGCGGGACCCCCGGAAGCCCGGGCAGUCAGGGGAACAGUUCAGACGGCGCCGCCAAUCCUGGUGAUAUCGCGCAGCCGAUCUCAGAGCCCGGCGCGGCGGGAGGCGCUAGCGGCGGGGCGAGUGCGGCGAUGAUCCCCGGCCUUCCGCAAUUGCCGCUGCCCGACGUUCCCGACCUGCCCAUUCCCGGGAUUCCCGGCGGGUCGGACGGGUUGAAUCUGACGAUGCCGUCUCUGGAUAACAUGACGAUUCCCAUGCCGCCUGAAAACUGGACCAUGCCGGACUUUAACAUGUCCAUGCCCGACAACUGGACCAUGCCGGACUUUAACAUGUCCAUGCCCGACAACUGGACCAUGCCGGACUUGAACAUGUCCAUGCCCGACAACUGGACCAUGCCGGACUUCAACUGGACCAUGCCCGAUUUUAAUUGGACCACACCUAAUCUGUUGACUUUCGACCCGCUUCUCGCCGCAUUGAGCGCCGUGUUUUCCGGCGACGGGACGCCCGCGUCGCUGGCGGCGCUGGCAAAGGAGCGGCCCGAGGCGCUGAAGGCUCUGUCGGAGCUGCUCGCAUACCACGUGGCGACGGCGGCGCUGAACGCGGCGGCCAUCGCGGCGCAGUUCACGGCGGAAGCGGGCAACCUGACGACGGUGAACGGGCAGGGGCUGUGGAUCAACUACAAUAAGAGCGAGUCCGCCGCGCUGCUCAACGCGUACUCGCCGGCGCAGCGCGCGCUGAUCAGCGAGGGGAUAAGCGUGGGGUACGACGGAACCAUCUACUACCCCAACGGCACCACCGUCGCCGCCAACGGCACAGUGCUGUAUGACGCGGGGACGAGCCCCAUAGCCGUGGACUCGGACGGCAACACCUACUUCGCCAACGGCACCGUCGUGAGCGCUAAUGGCACCCUUGUGACCAACGGCACCCUCGCCUCCAACGGCACCGCCAUCCCCAUCGACGGGCCGGGCCUCCCCCUUCCCCCCGUCCCCCUGCCCCCUGUCGUCACGUCGUCCGCCUCCGACGGUUCGGUGGCGCCGGGCGGCGUGGCUGGCGCGCAGAUGAUGAUGGAGCCUCCCCCCAUGAUGGGCGGCGGCCCCGCCGAUAUGCCCCCCGCCACUGCCAUGCCCGGCCCCAUCCAGGUGGACCCGCGCCCGGGGGACAUGGGCGCAGGGGGCAUGAUGGGGGGCUUGGGGGACAUGAUGGGCGGGUGGGGGGGCAUGGCGGGGUGGUGGGACAACUGGACUGCGGAGGUGCAGCAGCAGCUGCUGGGGAAUGCGACUGAGUGGAUGAAUAAGGUCAUGCCGGGGCUCAACGUGACUGCCACCGAGUACCUCGCCUGGCUCAACUCAUCCUCCUUCGGCUGGUCGUCAGACUCCGGCAGCAUGUGGGAACAGGCUGGCAGCGACAUGAACGUGGCUCGGGUGGUGCGGGUUGAUCUGAUGGACAGCGCUGGCAUGGUGGUGCAUGGCGUCAAUGGCGUGCUCUUCCCGCACUUCCGCGACUUGCCCGUGUUCCCUGUUGAGUUGGACGACUCAGACUUGACGAGGAAUGGCACGGCUACCAACGGAACCACCGGCGAUGGGAGCAGUUCUGCCUCUGGCAAUGGAACGGCAGACGCGGGUGGAAUGGCAGAUGGCAUUCCUACCAGCAGCAGCCCUGGAAACUCCAGUGGAGGGACCAGCAGCAAGGGAGAUAUCAGUAGCAGCAGCACUGUGCCUACUGCGGGGACAGCUCUGACUGGCACAUCUGGAAAAACUGGUGCUAGAGGUCAUCCAGCCAUGCUCCCACUCUGGUCUUUUAUCUUCGUGGAGGAGGAGCAGCGCCGAUUUGAUGCGGAAGUCGCGGAGGUCGAGGCGUGGUGGGCGUCGGGCCGCUUUGCUCUCACCAGCCGGCCCUACACUGCCAGGGACGUCGUUCGCCUCCGGGACAGCCUCCCCAAGAUGUACCCUUCGGGCAUGCAGGCUAAGAAGCUAUACGCGGUACUGAAGCGGCACCAAGCAAACGGCACGUGCUCGCGCACGUUCGGGUCGCUGGAUCCGGUGCAGGUGGCGCAGAUGGCCAAGUACCUGGACUCCAUCUACGUGUCGGGCUGGCAGUGCGCGUCGACGGCGGCGUCGUCGAACGAGCCCGGGCCGGACCUGGCGGACUACCCGUACGACACGGUGCCCAACAAGGUGGAGCACCUCUUCCUCGCGCAGUCGUUCCACGACCGCAAGCAGCGCGAGGCGCGCUUCAGCAUGAGCAAGGAGGAGCGCGCGCGCACGCCGUACGUGGACUACCUGGCGCCCAUCAUCGCGGACGCCGACACGGGGUUCGGCGGCAUCAGCGCGACGGUGAAGCUGGUGAAGAUGUUUGUGGAGCGCGGCGCGGCGGGCAUCCACAUGGAGGACCAGGCGUCAGUGACGAAGAAGUGUGGGCACAUGGCGGGCAAGGUGCUCGUGUCCACGCAGGAGCACGUCAACCGCCUCGUCGCGGCGCGCCUGCAGAUGGACAUCAUGGGCACGGAGACGGUGCUGGUGGCGCGCACGGACGCAGAGGCGGCGACGCUCAUCAUGACCAACGUGGACAAGCGCGACCACGCCUUCAUUCUCGGCGCUACCAACCCGCGCCUGCGCGACCAGGCGCUGGUGCAGGUGAUGGCGGACGCGCAGGCGGCGGGCAAGACGGGGCAGCAGCUGCAGGCCAUCGAGGACCAGUGGACGGCGGCGGCGGGGCUCCGCCUCUUCGCCGACGCCGUCGCCGACGCCAUCCGCAAGCUGCCGCUGGCGGACGCCGAGAAGGCGCGCCGGCUGGACCAGUGGGCGGCGCAGGUGGGCGCGCUGUCGAACGCGGAGGGGCGCGCGCUGGCGGCGAAGCUGGGCGUGACGGAGCUGUUUUGGGACUGGGACCUGCCGCGCACGCGCGAGGGCUUCUACCGCUUCCAGGGCAGCACCAAGGCGUGCGUGGCGCGUGGCAUCGCGUUCGCGCCGCACGCGGAUCUGGUGUGGAUGGAGACGGCAAAGCCGACCAUCAGCCAGGCGCGCGAGUUCGCGGAGGGCGUGAAGGCGGCGCACCCGCAGCUGAUGCUGGCGUACAACCUGUCGCCGUCGUUCAACUGGGACGCGUCCGGCAUGAGCGACGCGCAGAUGCAGGAGUUCAUCCCCGCGCUCGCGCGCAUGGGUUUCUGCUGGCAGUUCAUCACGCUCGCCGGCUUCCACGCCAACGCGCUCGUCACCGACACGUUUGCGCGCGACUACGCGGCGCGCGGUAUGCUGGCGUACGUGCAGGACAUCCAGCGGCAGGAGCGCGCGUUCAGCGUGGAGACGCUGGCUCACCAGAAGUGGUCCGGCGCGAGCUACUACGACAGCCUCAUGAAGACCGUCACGGGCGGCGUCUCGUCCACCGCCGCCAUGGGCCACGGCGUGACAGAGGAUCAGUUCGGCUCAGCAGGCGCUGCCAUGGGCGCAUCGCACUUGCUGGCGUCGUUGUAA